AGUCGCUGCCCAAGCGAAGCUGCUCAGCCGCGGUAACCGGUCGGAGCCUCCAAGGCGCAGAGGAGCUAGCGGAGGGGCGGGGCGCGGGCGGGCGGAGGAGCCGCGGGGCACUGGCUCCGCGCGGGGAUUGUGUCCGGCCACCGCGUACUUUCGAGGGCGCCUCUACAUUCGGUUUCGUUCCGCUCAAGCUGGAAGCACCUAAGGGACUGAUGCCCUUGGCCAUGAGGCACCCCCAGCUGCUGUCUGCUCAGGCGCAGCUCGCGUGACUGAGCCAUCACUGCUCCAGCUGUUUCACCUGUUAUCUGCCCCCUACCAAACACCCCACUUAGGCUGGCCCAGUCCAGAGCCACAGCCCGUCCUCAGCCUUCAGGAAGUCCCUGGGGCCCAGCCCUUCCUGCUCCUGCUGCUCUCAGAGCCCCUGCCCAGCCAAAGGGCAGUUCCAGGAAGACUCCCUCUGGCCCAGCCCAGGGCCGCAACCACAGCUGGUCUUCAGCCUGCCGCACAUCUUUGCAGAGUUUGAUGGGGCGCCGGGCGGAUGACAGCGGGAACAGUUGUGAUCACUGGCGGAAUCCUAGCUACGGUGAUCCUCCUCUGCAUCAUUGCCGUCCUGUGCUACUGCAGGCUCCAGUAUUACUGCUGCAAGAAGAGCGGAACCGAGGAUGCAGACGAGGAGGAGGAGCAGGAGCACGACCUUCCCACGCACCCCAGAGACCCCAGCUGCAAUGCCUGCAGCUCCCAAGCCCUGGACGGCAGAGGCAGCUUGGCACCUCUCACCGGGGAGCCCUGCAGUCAGCCCUGUGGUGUGGCAGCGAGCCACUGCACCACCUGCUCCCCAUACAGCUCCCCCUUUUACAUACGGACGGCUGACAUGGUGCCCAAUGGGGGUGGAGGCGAGAGGCUCUCCUUUGCUCCCACAUACUGCAAAGAGGGGGGACCCCUAUCCCUCAAACUGGCAGCACCCCAGGGUUACCCGGUGACCUGGCCAGGCUCUGGGUGUGAGGCCUUCACCAAUCCAAGGGCUAUUAGUACAGACGUGUAAACCCUUCCAACCUAACCCGCACACACACCCACACUGCCGCCCUGGCAGGAGCCAUGGACACAGUAGCUGACCCUCCAACAGCCCCACAUGGGCUCUCUCUGUUUCUUUGGCUUUUCUUACUCCACAGUGGAGGGUUUACCAGGAUUUAAGCUUUUGAGUGCAUUGAGAACCAGGACAGGGCCUGGCUCCAACUCUGUGGCCCAGAGGUGGGGGGCUGCUAGGUUGAGUCAGCAGCCUCCCCAGGUUCUCAGUUGGGACACUCCUCCGGUAGCCCCAGCAGCACCACAACCCUUGCAGCAGGCCCAGCCCGGGGCUUUGCUGGACUGCACAAAGGAGCACCACGGAAAGCUCAGCAAAGCCUCUGGAAGCCUCCAGGGUCCUUGGGAAGUGAAGCAUCCGUGCCUGCGAGAAGGGGACAGAGGGCAGGGGGAGAAGGGAGAGCUGCGAUUCCAGCAUUGGAGAAGCGAGGGUAGGGGCGCGAACGGGGCUGCGUAUCCAAGAGCUAGUUCACAACCCACUUUUGUACGGUUGGUUACCAUAGCUACUGCUGUCACUGUAGCUGCUUCCAUAGGGACGUUGAUUCCUGAACGUAUCACAUCUCACCUGCCCCCUUCCUCGUGGAACCCAUCGAGUUUACUUUAAAGCCUAAGGUGACUUACGGGGACGGCACCAGAAAGUGACUCUCUAACCUUGUGUUCCUCGAAAUCCUUUCUCUGCCUUAGGAACUAGCGCCCCCUGCUGGAAAAGCUUUUUCAUUUUGUUACCAGAUUUCUAGUAGCUUAGCAGAGACCUCUGGGCCCAGCCCACCACCCGGAGCAGCUCGCGUGGAUGCAGUCCGUUCCCAGGUGUAUACAUACACACACACAUACCAGUCACCACGGGUAGGCAACAGGGGCUUUGUACCUUCAGGAGCUGCAGAGUGGAAAAGUCUCCCAUGUACCAUCGAGAAAGAAAAGUCUGAUCCCCAAAGAGCUUGAAAGAAAGGCGGUUAACGUGGCCAAUCCCCAUGGCAGCCAGCGGGCUGGUGAACAGGAAGAGCUCAGACUCUCCGUGGGGUGAAGUUGCAGCAGCUGAAACCACGUCAGCGUCCCCAUAGCCCAACAUUCUACUCGGGCAUCCACCCGUGACGCCGUUGAGCAGGACCUUCAUCCCAGAGCAACAGCACCGUCCUGAGGAUGGGAGGAAGUGACAUAGCCUUGGGAUUCCACGCUUACCGCGCCCAAGUGGCCGCCCUACUCCCCAGUCUCUGGCGAUCAGCCAUUCAUUGUGGCUCACACCAGUCUCAUUUCCAACUCUGACUUCCCACUUAGAACGUGGCAGUGGCCUUAUGCUUGGUGAGUGAGCAUGCCUGAUGAGUUUUCCAGUGGCCCUGAAGAAGCUCGUCCCCUUCUCACUCCUGAGUCACUGAAUUCGCAGAGGGUGGGGCAGGGAAAGGGCUGGCCCCCCUGCUGAAAUCUUGAUUCUGCAUUUGACAAAGGCAGGGUGCUUCUGAGGGAGCAGGGAGGGAAGAGGGGAACGCACGUCCUUUGCACCACGAUUAAGGCACCUUUCACCUUGCAUCUCAAUCAGGAAUGAAAGCACCCUGAGUUGAGAAGCAGACUGGGCUCUGGUCACACUUCGGUCACUCAUUAGCUCUAGGACCAGUCACUAAUCUCUGAGGCUCCAUUUUCUCUGGGGAAACGUGCUUUGCCCAGAUAAACUAAGGACCAUUUAGUUUAUCUGCUCUAGGAAGUGAGAAUUUCCUGAAAAGAUCUGCCGGCCCGGGGCCACUCCCUCUUGCCCUAAUCCUGGCAGGGUCUGGAGGUAUUGACCCAGGUUUCUGACCUUGUGUGCAGGAACACUUACUGGUAGAUGAGAGACCACAAUAAAACAAGAUUAGCAGCAAA
Callithrix jacchus (white-tufted-ear marmoset) is the source of this 2925-nucleotide messenger RNA. NCBI's taxonomy places the organism in Eukaryota, Metazoa, Chordata, Mammalia, Primates, Cebidae. The record is from RefSeq and is a predicted model, not a curated record.